AUGGCGACUCAUGCCUUCCUCCUAGCUGCAGCCCUCUUGGCUUUGUCAUGCUUUCAUGCCAUUGCCUCUGAUCCAAGCCUUCUCCAAGACUUCUAUGUUGCCAAUAAGAUGUCUACACAUAUAUAUAUACACAACUAUUAUUUUCACUUUUACAUAUAUAGGUCAUCAUCAAUUGUGUCCAAUUACCUAAUUAACAAACUAACUGUCGCCUAUAUACAUUUUUCUAACUUUCUAUUACUGUUGCACGUAGUGCGUGUGAAUGGACUCCCAUGCAAGGAUGAAAAGGAUGUUGUUGCUGAGGAUUUCUUCUUCCUGGGCUUUCACAUGGCCGGCAACACAACCAACAAGCAAGGCUCUGCCGUGACACCAGUGAACGUGGCUCAGAUUGCCAGGCUCAACACCCUGGGCAUCUCUCUUGCCUGCAUCGACUAUGCACCCUAUGGUCUUAACCCUCCUCACACACAUCCACGGGCCACUGAGAUAUUGACGGUGCUUGAGGGCUCCUUGUACGUCGGCUUUGUCACAUCAAACCCGGACAACAAGCUGUUCACAAAGGUUCUUAACAAAGGGGAUGUGUUCGUGUUCCCUGAGGGAUUGAUCCAUUUCCAAUUCAAUUAUGGAACAAAGAGCACCGUGGCCCUUGCAGCAUUGAGUAGCCAAAACCCUGGGGUGAUCACUGUGGCCAGCGUUGUAUUUGGGUCCAAGCCAUCCAUCUCGGACGAUGUCCUUGCCAAGGCUUUUCAAGUCGACAAGCAAACUAUUGACCGCAUCCAAGCUCAGUUCUAG
Molecule: messenger RNA, 786 nt
Organism: Miscanthus lutarioriparius
Lineage: Eukaryota; Viridiplantae; Streptophyta; Magnoliopsida; Poales; Poaceae
Source: the annotation of a GenBank genome assembly